Messenger RNA from Cyprinodon variegatus (sheepshead minnow), 4336 nucleotides. It is a transcript of the gene arih1, whose product is annotated as ariadne RBR E3 ubiquitin protein ligase 1. NCBI's taxonomy places the organism in Eukaryota, Metazoa, Chordata, Actinopteri, Cyprinodontiformes, Cyprinodontidae. Gene Ontology annotation, biological process: protein polyubiquitination; ubiquitin-dependent protein catabolic process; positive regulation of proteasomal ubiquitin-dependent protein catabolic process. The transcript has 14 exons. Gene Ontology annotation, molecular function: ubiquitin conjugating enzyme binding; zinc ion binding; ubiquitin protein ligase activity. The record is from RefSeq and is a predicted model, not a curated record. Bases 141 to 1727 code for a protein of 528 amino acids. Gene Ontology annotation, cellular component: cytoplasm; nucleus; ubiquitin ligase complex.
AGCUGCGACGUUUUGUUGUCAUUUUCGCUGCAGCUGAAAAACAGGCUCGGAUAAUUUUGGUUUUCGUAUUGUUCCGCCAUCAAUAUCUGGUGUUUUCAACCUCGAGGUGUACUCGUCGUAAGACGGUAAACACCCUAGGGAUGGACUCAGACGAGGGCUAUAACUAUGAAUACGACGACGAAGACGAAUGUAGCGAGGACAGCGGCGAAGUGGAGCCCGACGACGACACCCUGGAGCUCGGGGAUGUGGAGUUGGUUGAUCCGGUGGUAGCCGGUGGGGAGCGAGAUGAGGGCGGCGAAACUGGUGUAGGUGGCCACGGUCCUGGGGAGGAAGAGGAGGAGGACUACCGUUUCGAGGUUUUAACUGCCGAACAGAUCCUCCAGCAUAUGGUGGAGUGUAUCAGGGAGGUCAACGAGGUCAUCCAGAAUCCUGCAACAAUAACGCGCAUUCUUCUCAGCCACUUCAACUGGGAUAAAGAAAAGCUUAUGGAAAGAUACUUUGAUGGUAAUCUGGACAAGCUUUUCUCGGAGUGUCAUGUGAUCAACCCCAGCAAGAAGCCUCGGAUCCGUGCUCCAAUGAACACUAGAUCAGCGGCACAAGACAUGCCUUGUCAGAUCUGCUACCUAAAUUUCCCCAACUCGUACUUUACAGGCCUGGAGUGUGGACACAAGUUCUGCAUGCAGUGCUGGGGGGAUUAUUUGACUACCAAAAUCAUAGAAGAAGGAAUGGGACAGACCAUUUCUUGUCCUGCUCAUAGUUGUGACAUUUUGGUUGAUGACAACACAGUCAUGCGCCUCAUAACAGAUUCAAAAGUCAAGUUGAAGUACCAGCAUUUAAUCACAAAUAGUUUUGUAGAGUGCAAUCGACUGUUAAAGUGGUGCCCUGCACCGGACUGCCAUCAUGUUGUCAAAGUCCAAUAUCCAGAUGCCAAGCCAGUGAGAUGCAAGUGUGGCCGCCAGUUCUGUUUCAACUGUGGAGAGAACUGGCAUGACCCUGUGAAGUGUAAGUGGCUGAGAAAAUGGAUUAAGAAAUGCGAUGAUGACAGUGAAACCUCCAACUGGAUUGCAGCAAACACCAAGGAGUGCCCCAAAUGCCAUGUGACCAUUGAGAAGGACGGCGGCUGCAACCACAUGGUUUGCCGCAAUCAGAACUGCAAAGCUGAGUUCUGUUGGGUCUGCUUGGGCCCAUGGGAACCUCACGGCUCUGCCUGGUACAACUGCAACCGCUACAAUGAAGAUGACGCCAAGGCAGCCAGGGAUGCCCAAGAGCGCUCCAGGGCAGCCUUGCAGAGGUACCUGUUCUACUGCAACCGCUACAUGAACCACAUGCAGAGUCUGCGCUUUGAGCACAAGCUCUACGCUCAGGUUAAGCAGAAGAUGGAGGAGAUGCAGCAGCACAACAUGUCUUGGAUUGAAGUGCAGUUCCUGAAGAAGGCUGUCGAUGUGCUAUGCCAAUGCCGCUCCACACUUAUGUUCACUUACGUCUUUGCCUUCUACCUCAAGAAGAACAACCAGUCCAUUAUUUUUGAGAACAACCAGGCAGAUCUGGAAAACGCCACCGAGGUGCUUUCUGGCUACUUAGAGCGAGAUAUCUCCCAGGAUUCCUUGCAGGACAUCAAGCAGAAAGUACAAGAUAAGUACAGAUACUGUGAGAGCAGACGAAGAGUGCUGCUACAGCACGUACAUGAAGGCUAUGAGAAGGACCUGUGGGAGUACAUCGAGGAUUGAGGACACGUCCCAGAGCAACGGACUAUUGAGUAUCUUGACAAACUAGAGCGCUGAUGCAAUUAAACAGGGCAGCAAGGGCCUUCUGCCGCCUCUCCUUUGGCAACCAACCACUUUUGCAUCUUUUUUUUUCUGUAUUUCUUUAACAAAUAAAUCUUAAAAUAAAUUAUAUUUAAAGAAAGUGUAGAGUAAUACAAAGAAAGUGUACUACAGUAUUGUUAGCAACAGAAGGGGGUCUUCAGAAAGCAGAAAAAAUCCAUUGUAAACAAAUACAUCCUUCUGGCCUGUAUUUUAACCCUCCUCUAAACUUCUUUUUUUUUUGUGAAUCUGUUCUGUUUUGAUUUUUUUUUUGGCUUUUGUUUUUAGUUUUUUUUUUUUCCUUUGUUAUAGGUGUGAAAAAAAAUGUCAACACAGCUUUAAUUGUCCCGAUCGUGUCGGCAAUAUUUAGUGAACUCCUGGCCUGGAUGGCUGAAUAUUGAUGAACUGAUUGCAAAUGGGGCAAAGACAUUUCAGGGGGAAAAAAAGAAGAAAAUAAAAAGAACAAAAACAGCAAGUCUGUAUUUUUUCAAUCUGUAAAUAGUCCAUAUGCAUGGAAGUUAAAGAGCAAGAGUGGCACGUGUUUGCAUAAUUUUGAAAUAUUUAUUCUUUACCGAUCUUGAAAAAGAUGUACUUUUGCCCUUUAGGUUGAGUCUGUUUACUCCUCCCAGAAGCAGCGGGAGUUGGGAAGCAUUGGCAAUAAUGCGUUCAUCCCAUCGUCAUCAAUCUGCUCAGAUCUCCAGAGAAAAGUUCCUCCUUAUCAGUUUAGUCUGAAAGGGAACUAGAGAAGGGUGCUCAGGUGAUGAGAUAAAUGAGUCGCUGAAAGUAUAUGGUCUAGGUUUUAAAAAAAGACACAAAAAAAAAAAACAGUGGAAAAGAUUUUACAAGUCAAAAGUAGGAACAUACCAGUGCUAUUUCCCUCCACGCUCAUCUUUUGCUGCUCCAUCAUCCUUUUAGAGACGCAACCAAUUCUUUUCAAGAGCCAAACUGAGUGACAUUCACUCUUUUUUUUUUUUUUUUUUUUCCCCUCUCGUUUUCUCCUGAUGUGGCUUGAGUUAGUCCUGUUAAAGCUCGGCUUGUACCUUGAGGAUUAAGAGAGGGUUAGUAGAAUGUACUGACAGCACAGCAUCGUAGUGCUUCUAAUUGGGCUUGAUAGCUCUCAAAGUAUGCUUGGCGUUAACUUCACUCAUGCAGGCAACUCCUUAAUGGCACAUGGUUGUUUGUUGCCCCCUGCGCUUUGAAGAGAUCUCUUGCCCUGCAGUAAGACUGAACAUUGCUUUAAACCAAGCUGCAGCAGAUGGGCUUGAGUAAUCUGUGAACAGAUGAGGAUUUUUGGACAAAUCUGAAGGUUGUAGGGUUGUUUUUUUUUUGUAUUGCCGAUAUACUUUUACAUAAGAAGUUGUUUGUUUCUGUUUUUUUUUUCCCUUUUUUCUUUUUACAUGGAUUGAGGUUUCAAUAGUGAAAUAUCAGAGCCCCUCCAGGCGCAUUGCAUUGCUCUGUGUGGCAGCUGCCCUUAUUGUCAAGCUCUCUGUUUUGUAGAUGCUCGUUUAUGUCUCUGCGAUGUGGCAGUCUUCACAAGGUUUACUGGAGGGGACGCGAUCGUUCCAGGCACGUUGCAAGUUGGAAAGAUGACACCAAAGUGUCAGCCAUCGUUUAACUACAUCCUUUGCCCUAGUUUCAGAUCUUUGGGGAAUUGUCUCCCAAAUGCUUGUGUUUCAAGUUAUUUUAUCCUAGCAAAGUAUAAACUGUACUGUUUAUUUGAAUAAAUGUCAUGAGAAAUCUCAUUAUUGGGAGUGCUGUGUGUGUCAUUAGAGUAGCUUUGACCUCAAGCAGAUUAAUUAGCCAGAUAUCAGGAGAUGUGCACUGAUGAGUCCCUUCCUGGCCGAUACCAAUUUUUGGCUUUUUCUUUUAGGUCUGACAAUUUUUUUUUUUAUUAUUAUUAUUACAACACAUAAAGGGGGAGAAAUGGGCUCCAGGUUCUGUGAAAGAUAGUUUUGAAUUAAACUAAAAAAGUAUGGGAUUUCUCAUGUUGAGGCAUCAACACUUCAUUUUAAUUGAACUAAAAUUAUUUACACACAUUCUGUUAUUGGUGGAUUUAAAGGCAAAAUAUGUUUGGACCACUUGGUUUGAUGCUUUUAAAAAAACGGUAAAAUUGUCCAAUUUUCGCACUUCUAAUCAAUCAAAGAUUUCUCCUUUAUGUAUUUAGCACAGGUAUACUACAAACCUUCAGAGCUAUGUCUUCCUGAAAGGAAUCCGUUCGGAAGAUUUCUAAUAUCUUUUUUUUUUUAAUUACUUGCCUUCUUUUUUUUUUUUUUUUUACUUUUUAAGUUUCUACAAAUGUUUGCAUAAGAUGACAAAAUAUGAAUGGAUUAAAGUUGCUUAAUUUUUUUUUUUGGGAUGUUGUCUUGCAUUAACUUCAGCUACAGCUGUAAUCAUCACCCUAAUCUGCUCUCCAGGACACUCUCUGUUUUCACUGUCUGCUACAAGUUUGUGACCAUUUCAGGCUUUUUUAAAUUUGUUUUUGGUUUUAAGUUUUGGUGUAACCGAAGCAGCUACUUGCAUUAAACCAAGACAUC